Molecule: messenger RNA, 869 nt
Organism: Brassica oleracea var. oleracea
Lineage: Eukaryota; Viridiplantae; Streptophyta; Magnoliopsida; Brassicales; Brassicaceae
Product: mini zinc finger protein 2
Exons: 2
Coding region: 185-487 (100 amino acids)
Biological process (GO): regulation of developmental process; regulation of DNA-templated transcription
Cellular component (GO): nucleus
Molecular function (GO): transcription cis-regulatory region binding; DNA-binding transcription factor activity
Source: RefSeq, a predicted model, not a curated record
CUCUUGUAAUUGUCUCGAUCUUUCACUCUCAUUUCUAUCUCCCACCGUAGAAAUUUAAAGUAAUAAAAAUUAUUUAUAUAUAGAUAUAUCAUCUUCUUAAAUAUACCUAUAUAUAUACAUCACAUUAAUACAUUAUUACAAAUUUAAAUUUUACAAAGGAGUCGAGAAGAAGAAGAAGAAGCAUAUGAGAAAGCGUCAAGUGGUGUUGAGGAGAGCCUCGCCGGAGGAACCUUCUAGAAGCUCGUCGACGGCUUCGUCUCUGACGGUGAGAGGUGUGAGAUACGGCGAGUGUCAGAAGAACCAUGCCGCGGCGGUCGGCGGAUACGCCGUCGAUGGCUGCCGUGAGUUCAUGGCAAGCAACGGAGAGGAAGGUUCGGUGGCAGCGCUAACGUGCGCCGCCUGUGGCUGCCACCGCAGUUUCCAUCGUAGAGAAAUCGAAACCGAGGUUGUUUGCGACUGUAAUUCACCUCCUUCGACUGGAAACUAGACCAGUAAAAACUAGACCUAGUGUCAAGGGUUUGUGUCUCGUUGAGAAGUAAAGCAGAAAAUUUCAGAGAUGUAUAGAUUGGAGGUUGUGGAAGAUCUAUAAUAACUGGAUGCUUUAAGCAUGUCUCAGAAAAGAUCUAUGAAAUAUGAAGCUUAUAAGUUUCAAGAAAAAAGAAGAUUAUUGUUGUUUUUAUGUAAUGUUUUAUAAAGUUUGAUUUUCUGUUUCUGGUCAAAUUAAUGUAUUUUGAUUAUGUGGUCGAAGCAUAUAUCGUUUCAAAUCAAUUUCACUUUAAGACAAACUACUAAGUGUAUUGUGAAAUAAAUUUGUAACAAAUUUAAUCUUGUAUUCUUAGAACAUUUAUAUAUGGGUAUUUCUUGAUGAA